CUCUGGAUGUCGGGAAAAUGUUUUCGCUUGCAAGGAUAUUUGUGGCUGUUCCUUCCAAAUCUUCAUGGUUUUAACCUCGGAGAUCCGACGAAUUCCUCCGCCUCAGAAGUUUAUGUCGCUCCGGCGGGUCGCAGGUCAAGAACAUGGGGGCGAACAUCAAGAUUUGUCUCCAGCGGAAUUCAGGGGUGUUUCGAUUGUCCCUCAGAGAAGGCCUGCCGGCCAGGAGUCAGGUUCUAAUAGUCGUCGAUGAGUGUGACGGGGAGUCCAAUUUCGUCAAAGACAUCCUUCGCGCACAUCUUCUCCAUGAAAGUUUCAGACCAGUUGGCUCCACUCCAUCGUUACGACUCGAGGUCGGGGGUUUCGACGCUCCGGUGGAAGCGCAGGAACUCAGCAUUGUCAAGAUUCCUGAGGAUUCACUCGAGUGCGCCGCUUGCCGAUCGACGGCUGCGGACCUGCAGAAUCUGAGAGUUCACUAUCGAGAGCAUAUCGCUGACGGCACGCUGUCGUGUUCACACUGCGAGAUUCCCUUCAGCACUCUCGCAUCUUUCAAAGAACAUCUCCAACUGCACGAGCAGAAAGUCGAGAAACAGCUCGAUCGAUAUGUCGCGCGCUGUGAUCAGUGCGAAAUGACAUUCAGCUCCGUGAAAGGGCUUGCGAGUCACCGGAGGAAACACGUGUCCGAGCGGAAGAUACCAUUGAUGGAUGACCGGAGCAUGAAUGAGUCGCAUAUUCUCGUUCAGAAAACAGAGGGUCCCGUGACUGUUCGACGUCUUCUGGAGGAGCGCAAACAGCCUAUCGAUCAAAAUAAAGCGGACCUGAUCAUCUGCUCGCGUUGUGGUGAACUUUUCAACGCGAGGACGAAACUCGACGCACACCUCCUGAAAAUGCAUCCGGAUCUGCUGAACGACCGAUGUCCACAAUGUGAUCGGGUUUUCCUCACUCCGGCCCUCUUGCGCAGUCACAUCCUGGAGAGACACAGUGUACAUUUUUCGUCCGCCAUCGGAGCCGCCUCCGUUUCGCCGGAUCAAAAGAAAUUCGGUUGCCAAUACUGCCCAGCGACGUACAAUGAGCCCGUGGAUUUACUUUCCCAUUGCAAGAUGGAACAUCUCGAACGUCUGAGAUCCUUUGAAUGUCCGAAUUGUGCGAAGAAAUUCUGCAUGGAAAAGAGAUACCUCAACCACAUGCUCUCGAAAAGCAACGAUUGCGGGAAACGACCGGUUUGCGUUCUCUGCUCGAAGUUCUUCUCCUCCCCGAAGUCUCUGCGAGAUCACAUGCGAGCUGUGCACCCUGAGAGCGAAUCGCCAACGAGACUGAUUCGGUGCGGAGUGUGCAACGAAGGCUACGCUACCAAAUCAGCUCUGCGAUACCAUGUGAAAGCUAAGCACGGCAUGGAGCGGUACCCUUGCUCAGUAUGCGAUAAAACGUUCGCCUUGUCAGUUCAGAAAAUUCGACAUGAGCGUAGAGUUCAUCUACGGGGCGACAAGCUUUUCUCAUGUAAUCUCUGUGAGCGGACAUUCCUGACCUCCCGAGAACUUCUACAACACCUCUUGAACGGGCACAAAGUGGUACCGAGCGUCAACGAACAGGGUCAAGCGAUUCUACCGGACGGCAGCAUCGGGCCCACGAUGAAAUAUUACGCGUGCGAGUAUUGCUCGAUGACGACGUACUCGAGGAAAAGUUUCAUUCGCCACCGCGUCAGUCAUACAGGGAUUUGGCCAUUCACUUGUGAAGUUUGCGGGAAAGGUUUCUUGGAGCGUUUCCAAGCUCUUAAGCACGUGCGACAUCAACACGCUCUGACAUCAGAGACGACCCUCAAUUGCCCCCAAUGUCCGAGGGUGUUCGUGGACGAUUCGAGUUUCGAGAUUCACCAGGACGUGCACCGGAACUCGACGGGACACAUCUGCGAGAUGUGCCAAAAGCUUUAUGAGAAUCAGCACGCUCUGGAGAACCAUAAGUCGAUCGCCCACAACAUUCCGGUGGAUGAGAAAUUCCGAUGUGAACUAUGCAGCCAGGACUUCAUCGAUGAAGCUCUGCUGCGGAAACACAGAGUUUCGACCCAUAGACACUUCAAAUCUUUCCAUUGCCCGUUGUGCUCCCGGACCUUCAAACGCCGGGUCGACUUGCGUCUGCACAUCUACACCAUGUGUCGUCUCCGGAAGCCGCGGAAAACAUGCACGUUGUGUGAGAUGAGAUUCGGUAGUUCCCAUCUGUUCAGGAUACACCUCCGAUUUCAUGAAGGUCUCAAACCCUUCUCCUGCUCGAACUGCUGCAAAUCCUUCACACUGGCAUCAUCGCUUUCGAGACACAUGUUGAGAGAGCAUAUAAUAUCAGAACAGCGAGAGGAUUCGAGGAAAGGGGGAGCUUCGCCUGUCUUUGACGAAACCCCGGCAGCAUGCCCAGAGCUUCCGACAUCGACGAGAGUCACUGACGUUCUAAUCGCCUCCUCUUCGGAUCUACUCGACUUGGCCGAAAUAGCCGACGUCAUGGAGGUAGACUCCUCCGUAAUCUGA
Galendromus occidentalis (western predatory mite) is the source of this 2510-nucleotide messenger RNA. Its product is annotated as zinc finger protein 271. The transcript is spliced from 18 exons. The coding region runs from base 144 to 2510 and encodes 788 amino acids. NCBI's taxonomy places the organism in Eukaryota, Metazoa, Arthropoda, Arachnida, Mesostigmata, Phytoseiidae. The record is from RefSeq and is a predicted model, not a curated record. Gene Ontology annotation, biological process: regulation of transcription by RNA polymerase II. Gene Ontology annotation, molecular function: RNA polymerase II transcription regulatory region sequence-specific DNA binding; zinc ion binding; DNA-binding transcription factor activity, RNA polymerase II-specific. Gene Ontology annotation, cellular component: nucleus.